This is a messenger RNA of Diceros bicornis minor, 3005 nucleotides long. It is a transcript of the gene TRIM47, whose product is annotated as tripartite motif containing 47. NCBI's taxonomy places the organism in Eukaryota, Metazoa, Chordata, Mammalia, Perissodactyla, Rhinocerotidae. The transcript has 6 exons. The record is from RefSeq and is a predicted model, not a curated record. The coding region runs from base 27 to 1928 and encodes 633 amino acids. Gene Ontology annotation, molecular function: zinc ion binding.
GGCGGUGGCCCGGAGGCCACGGAGCUAUGGACGGCAGCGGGCCCUUCAGCUGCCCCAUCUGCCUUGAGCCGCUCCGGGAGCCGGUGACGCUGCCCUGCGGCCACAACUUCUGCCUCGCCUGCCUGGGCGCGCUCUGGCCGCACCGCGGCACGGGUGGCGCCGGCGGGCCCGGAGGCGCGGCCCGCUGCCCGCUGUGCCAGGAGCCCUUCCCCGACGGCCUGCAGCUCCGCAAGAACCACACGCUGUCCGAGCUGCUGCAGCUCCGCCAGGGCUCGGGCCCAGGCUCGGGCCGUGGCCCGGCCGCCGAGCCCGCGGCGCCCAGUGCGCCGCCCAGCACCUCGGAGCCGUCGGCUCCCUGCGCGCCCGAGCCGUGGCCGGCGGGCGAAGAGCCGGUGCGCUGCGACGCGUGCCCCGAGGGCGCCGCCCUGCCCGCCGCGCUCUCCUGCCUCUCCUGCCUCGCCUCCUUCUGCCCCGCGCACCUUGGCCCACACGAGCGCAGCCCUGCGCUGCGCGGACACCGCCUGGUGCCGCCGCUGCGCCGGCUGGAGGAGAGCCUGUGCCCGCGCCACCUGCGGCCGCUGGAGCGCUACUGCCGCGCGGAGCGCGUGUGCCUGUGCGAGGCCUGCGGCGCCCAGGAGCACCGGGGCCACGAGCUGGUGCCGCUGGAGCAGGAGCGCGCGCUCCAGGAGGCGGAGCAGCCCAAAGUCCUGAGCGCUGUGGAGGACCGCAUGGACGAGCUGGGCGCCGGCAUUGCACAGUCCCGGCGCACGGUGGCCCUCAUCAAGAGUGCAGCCGUGGCAGAGCGGGACAGGGUGAGCCGGCUGUUUGCCGAGGCUGCAGCAACCUUGCAAGGGUUCCAAACAGAGGUGCUGGGCUUCAUCGAGGAGGGGGAGGCCCUCAUGCUUGGCCGCUCCCAGGGCGACCUGCGGCGGCAGGAAGAACAGCGCAGCAGGCUAAGCCGGGCCCGCCACAACCUCAGUCAGGUCCCUGAAGCCGACUCGGUCAGCUUCCUGCAGGAGCUCCUGGCACUCAGGCUGGCCCUGGAGGAGGGGUGCGGCCCUGGGCCCGGUCCUCCAAAGGAGCUCAGCUUCACCAAGUCAUCCCAAGCUGUGCGGGCAGUGAGAGACGUGCUGACUGUGGCCUGCACCAGCCAGUGGGAGCAGCUGCGGGGGCUGGGCAGUGACGAGGAUGGGCUGCAGAAGCUGGGCACGGAAGAUGCCGAGUCCCAGGACCCUGACAGCACGAACCACCUGGAGAGUGAGGCUCCCCGGGAUUACUUCCUCAAGUUUGCCUACAUUGUGGACCUGGACAGCGACACAGCAGACAAGUUCCUGCAGCUGUUUGGGACCAAAGGUGUAAAGAGGGUCCUGUGUCCUAUCAACUACCCUGAGUCGCCCACCCGCUUCACCCACUGCGAGCAGGUGCUGGGCGAGGGCGCCCUGGACCGGGGUACCUACUACUGGGAAGUGGAGAUCAUCGAGGGUUGGGUCAGCGUGGGGGUCAUGGCCGAAGACUUCUCCCCACAAGAGCCCUAUGACCGGGGCCGGCUCGGCCGCAAUGCCCACUCCUGCUGCCUGCAGUGGAAUGGACGCAGCUUCUCCAUCUGGUUCCAUGGGCUGGAGGCGCCCCUGCCCCACCCCUUCUCGCCCACGGUCGGGAUCUGCCUGGAAUACGCUGACCGAGCCCUGGCCUUCUAUGCCGUACGGGAUGGCAAGAUGAGCCUUCUUCGGAGGCUGAAGGCUUCCCGGGCCCGCCGGAGUGGCACCCCGGCAUCCCCCAUUGACCCCUUCCAGAGCCGCCUGGACAGCCACUUUGCAGGGCUCUUCACGCGCAGGCUGAAGCCUGCCUUCUUCCUGGAAAGUGUGGACGCUCAUCUGCAGAUUGGGCCCCUCAAGAAGUCCUGCAUCUCCGUGCUGAAGAGGAGGUGAUGCAGGAGGGCAUGGGGCCCCUGCAGCUGUCUCAGCUCCUGGGAAGCUCGCUUCUCUACACCCCUGUCUUGCCCCGGGAAGCCACCAGCCCUGGAGUCUCACACAUCCCCCAGCCUUCUUGUUUCUAGAAGCCUCCACCUUCCAUACACUUGGCCUUCCACCUCUCAGGGAGGAGGCGCCCCAGACCCCUUCAAGUGCCCCUCCGACCCUGUCCCCCUGGAGGCCUUGUUUGAGGGAGAGAGAGCCACAGCUGGGACGGAGCCAGGCUGCCCCAAUCCCUCCUUUUCCAGGUUCCUGGGACAGUACGUGGCACGUAAUCGGUGCUCAAUAAACAUUUGUCGAAUGAAUGGCUCCCUUUGCUCUCGUUCUCUCCACCCUCCAGUAAUUCCCGGUACUUCUCAUCUUUCAAGAGUUGGUCUUGAAAGGCAGGAGAAGGGAACAGAGCCCCUGGUCCCAGGAUUCCUGUUGGGAGGGAGAGCCCUGGCCCAGGAGGAGGGGGCUGAAAUGGGGUGCCUGCCAUGUGAGGCACCCCUACUCCCUGGUUCUGGGCAGGGGCAGCUAGAGGUGGCUUCUCCUGCAGGGGUCCAGCCCCCCAGUCAUUCUGGCUGCCCAAGUGUUUGCUUUGGAUGGCCUGGUUCCCAUCAGCUAUUUUCAUCCUUGAUGCCACAGCUUGGUUCUGAACCUGCCUUAUGGUGCUUGUGCCCAGGAUUAAAUGCAAAUAUCACACUCCCAAGAGCAGGGCACGACUCCUGGGCGUGGGCAGGAAAAUUUGAGACCUAGAGCUUCUUUCACAUACAUACACCUCAGCCCAUGAGGGAUGUGGCUGAGAUGAGGCAGGGUGUGGCUGGAGCCUAGAACAUCUACAAUAAAGGGACCUAUGUCCUCCUCUGGAAUCUGCCUCACGUCUCCACACACAGCUGUGCAGCUUGAGACCCUGGCCCUGCACACCAACAGAGCCUCUGCUCCUGUCCCAGGAAGGCCCAGCGCCCCCUGCUGCACCAGGACCCCAUCCUGGCCUCGGAUGCCUGAGUUCGGCUUUCAAGGGGAAGCCUUGCUUCCUGAGGCUACAGAGUGAGU